Molecule: messenger RNA, 5343 nt
Organism: Trachemys scripta elegans
Lineage: Eukaryota; Metazoa; Chordata; Testudines; Emydidae
Product: disintegrin and metalloproteinase domain-containing protein 9-like
Exons: 22
Coding region: 1078-3474 (798 amino acids)
Biological process (GO): proteolysis
Cellular component (GO): plasma membrane
Molecular function (GO): metalloendopeptidase activity
Source: RefSeq, a predicted model, not a curated record
UCCUUAGCUCGAAAAAAAAAGAUAUAUUCGCAUUGGAAAAGGUAUAGAGAAGGGUGUUAGGCCCAAGAAAAUAGAGUAUAGAACAGGUUGUUUGGCCAGCUUAGCCAAAGUUAGGCUAACAGUAGUUGCUGGGCCAUUCCUGUCUCUCUGUGAUACCUGAGGACAUGCUUGCUUGAGCUGCAGAGAACGAGAUAGGAGGGGAGGGGUGCAUUCUUGUACCAGAUGUGCUAGGAACAGUUUGUUUGGACAUAUGGAGUCUUGCAGUCUCCACUCCCUGUUUCUGUUCUUAACUCCCUCCUUUCUCCUAGUUUCUGGUGCAUAACAACAAAGCUGAUAAGUUGCUGAGGCAUCACGAAUUGUUUGUAGCGUCAAAGAAGAUAGAUAUGCAUGAAUAUUAGAAGCUUUCUAACUAAUAAAGGGGGGUUGGGUUGUUUUAACUAUGACGCGACGGAACUGUCUAUAUAACCCUACUAGUUGUUAAAACCGUGGCUGUUUCUCUCUGGAGAUGGGCCACUCUCUAUUGUUGUGUGCACUCCUCAAUAAAGAGCUUGUCACUGGACCUUGCUGGUGUUGCCUGUCUCUCUCUCUGCAGUCAGACAACGAACCUUACCGUCUGGGCUCUGAGUCCCCGACAAGCAGGUUCAUAUUAACUCAGUAGCCUAGCUUAUAUGAUGCUUUGUUUUCCUGUCUAGCAUUUGAGAGUAUAUAGUUGCUGGUCUUUGAUCUCAAAGGGUUUUAGAAUAAAUCAGUUUUGUCUUGUCAUCCUUAUGAUGGGGUCAGUCAGCUGGCUUUCUCCAGUCAGCAUUUACAAUCAUGUUAUAUUGGGUUUGUUGUAAGUUGUCUAACCAGUUUUUGAAAAGCACAAUGUGAGAAAUUUUACUUCCUUCUUCCUUGGGAGUGUUUGCUAACAUACCUGAAAUACUUUUUCAAUGCUAUCUAUUGUUUGCCUUGACAACAAAAGAUUCUAGUUUUUCUAGUUCUUUCACUUAAGGGAAACUGCUGGUAAGAGCACCAUCCAAAAUAAAACUGUUUCUGAACAUCUUAGUACGUGAAGUGUUUGCUCAGAGAAAAAUAACCAUGUUAAAAUGCAGCUUACUUUUGUUUGGUUUUGGACUAAUAUUUAUUGGAAAGCCAGUUCGUCCAGCAGGUGCAUCCUCUCAUCAGACAUCUAGACUUACAACAUUUGAAAUAAUUACCCCUCGAAGUUUGACAGGCAGGGAGAGACGCCACACACAUUUACAUGAGGACCAUUCAGAUGAUAAUCGCUCUUAUUCGAUUCAAACUGCAAAUGGAACAUACAUCCUAAAGCUAAAGAAAAAUAAAAAGCUUGUUAGUGAAGAUUUUGUACUAUAUACAUACAGCAAAAAUGGGAAAUUGGAGGCUACCCAUUCAAAAACCAAGACACACUGUUAUUAUCGUGGAGUUGUUGAAGGAGUUGCUGAUUCUAUGCUUGCUCUUAGUACAUGUGAUGGCCUUAGGGGAAUCCUUCACAUUGGUGGCAAACGGUAUGGAAUGGAGCCAGUUGACACAUCAGCUACAUUUGAGCACCUAUUUUAUCCAUUAGAACACGUUCAGCAAGAUCCUUUUCUGUGUGGUGUGCUGAAUGAUAACCUACACCAGGAGAAGAGUGUGAAGAAUUCUCUCAGAUAUACAAAUGUUUCACACAGUACUUUCAGCAGGGAAAAGCUUUUUAGGAAAAAACGAGCUGUGCUGCCACAGACAAGCUAUGUGGAGCUAUUUAUGGUUGUUGAUAACAACAGGUAUUUGCAGAAGAAUUCUGAUCCUGUAGCUGUGCAAAAGGAAACAAUUGAGCUGACUAAUUAUGUUGAUGGGAUGUAUGGUGCGUUGAACAUCCAGAUUGUUUUGAUUGGGCUAGAAAUCUGGUCAGAUAAAAAUCACAUAAAUGUAAUGGAUGGUUCAGCUGGAGAUGUACUAAGUAGAUUUGUUUCUUGGAGAGAAAAAAAUCUUCUUAAGCGAUCAAGAAAUGAUGUUAGCCACCUCAUAAUAGGGAGAAGUGCCUAUAGUGGGGCAGUUGGAAUGGCUUUUGUAAGUACAGUCUGUUCUCAAGUCCAUGGAGGGUCCAUCAGCACUCUUAAUGGUAACAAUGUGCUACAUCAUGCCACAGUAGUUGCACAUGAGCUGGGGCAUAAUCUUGGUAUGAAACAUGAUGAUGGAAGGUGCUCCAAAUCCUACAUUAUGUACAGUACGGAUAAUGCAUCCAAGAAUUUCAGCACCUGUAGUGCCAAUGAUUUUGAGACUCUCAUUUUGAAUGGUGGAGGAAACUGUCUUAAAAAUGCUCCAAAACCAAGUGAUAUUUUCACAGAACCUGUCUGUGGCAAUAAUGUGGUGGAUAAGAAUGAAGAAUGCGAUUGUGGCAAACCCCAGGAGUGUACUAAUCCUUGCUGUGAUGCUGCAACCUGCAAACUUAAGUCUGGAUCACAGUGUGCUAUGGGGCUGUGCUGUGAAAAUUGCAAGUUUAAAGUGGCAGGAGUGGAAUGUAGACCAAAAAUGAAUUUCUGUGACCUACCUGAAUACUGCAAUGGGACAUACCCAUACUGCCCAGAUGAUGUAUAUAUCAUGAAUGGCUACCCAUGUAACAAUAUGAAAGAAUACUGCUAUAGUGGGGUUUGCCAGAAUUUUGAUUCACAGUGUGAAUCCAUCUACGGAAAAGGAGCAAGAAAAGCACCUGAUACUUGUUUUGAAGUAGCCAACAUGAAGGGAGAUAGAUUUGGAAACUGUGGAAUGUCAGGGGGAAUGUACAAUAAAUGUCCCACUGAACAUAGUCUGUGUGGCAAACUUCAGUGUACACCUGUCAGUCUUGAAAAUCUUCCUGCUUCUAGUGUUGUCAGCAAUCAAGGUGGUGUUUCAUGUGUGACUUCUGACUUUGACCUAGGGUCAGAUAUCCCUGAUCCUGCUCAAGUUCAAAAGGGAACUGCUUGUGGAAAAGGAAAGGCCUGUGUAGACUUUAAAUGUGUUAAUGCAAGUGAGCUUGGUUACAACUGCGAUGUAAUGCAGAAGUGUAAUGAUCGUGCUGUGUGUAACAACAACGGGAAUUGUCACUGCAAUCCUGGAUGGGCUCCUCCUUUCUGUGAUAAAUCGGGUUAUGGUGGCAGUAUUGACAGUGGUCCAACUCAUAUAGAUACAUCACUUAGAGAUGGCUUGCUUGUGUUUUUCCUGCUUGUGCUUCCAGUGUUAAUUGCAAUUGUGAUAGCAGUUAUCAAGAGAGAUGCAAUAAAGAGAAGGUUUUGCCGGAAAAGUAGAAGAAGAUACAGGGACAACAAUACACAGCAACCAAAGCAAAAUAAUGGGCCAAACCAGAAUAACGCUAUAAAUAAUCGGCCUGCAACAACAAAUUCUGGGAUUUUUACAAUAUCGCAUUUUCCUGCUCCAAGGCAGCCAAUACAAAAUCAGUUUCCUGCAGCUCCUUCAAGAUCUAAUCAACGACCACCUGUCCCACCUAGACCUGUUGUCUGAAAGCCAUUUUUAGGAGUCCUCACAAAUUCAGACAAAUGCCUUGAGUAAACUGGAAAAAAAUGUGGCAAAGGUAAAUUAAUGAAGUAUUUUAGAAUUGUAAAUUUAUUCUUUGUUAUAUGAAAGUCUCAAUCUUGCAGUCCUAAGAGUCAGCACUACCUUUGAAACAUAAUAGACUGUUUCAUCGGAAAAGGCAUGAUCCUGAGGGGUGAUGAACACCUACCAUUCAGUUUCAGUGGAAGUUACAGGUGCUUAGCUCCUCCCAGGCCUUUUUUAUCAGAAGGCAUAAGAGCCCAACUCUUGUUAGCCUACAACCUACAAUAUGUACAAAUAAUCAUUUCUUCCACAACCUCAACUUCUUUGAAGCACAGCACAAAACUAGCAGCCAGGGAGAGGGGAGUUUAAGAUGGAUUUAACUCACCUUCCUAAUCCUAGGCUUCUCUGAGGCUCUUGUGUAACUCAGGCAGCUUUGGAGGCUUGUCUAAGUUAUGACAACCUCACUGGGCUGUCUGGCGGGAAGCAGCACUGCCUGGCAUCUCUGCAGGACCACUGUGCUGGAGCCCUACCUCAUCACUCUCUUAUGCUAGGGUGUGUGAAGAGAUCCUUGGGAGGCAGCAUUACGGCUGUCUUCUGAAUGCCUCCAGAACCAAGGCUUCUGGGCUCUUUUAUGCCACUUCAGCUCUUAUACACAAUGUAUUGGGGCUGGAGCAGAGGUGAUAACUUAUUAGCAAUAUUACAUUUAAAUUCAACUAUUACAAAUAAACAAAAGAAUUCUGAUGAAGAUAAUAUAAUGAAGGAAUCUCUUUAAAAAUAAAUUUGGGUAUAAAUAAAUGAAUGUAGCCUCAGCAAUAAUUUUUACUUUAUUAUACAUAGCCUUGUGUACUACCUUAUUUACAAUACAUAUCAGGAAAAAGACUAGCUGCUUAACUACAUAUUAAAUGUUUACUGGGAUUACAAUAUGAGAUUUCUAGGAAUACUUUCAGCUCUGAAAUGAACAGAUUAUAGUCUUGUAAUUCUAAAUGUGAUACUAUCAGCAAGGAGUAUUCAUUGAAAAGAAAAUAACUAAAAUUUCAGAGUUUGGCAAAAUGGACAACUAAUAGAAUGAGGGCAUGGAGAAUCGAUUACAUAUAUCCAGGGUGAACACACAGUUGAAAAAGAGAAAAUGUUUAAGGUGAUUCAAAGUGAUAGGAAUGAUAAAAUAAAAUUAACCAAAGGACACUUCAGGCUGAAUGUCAGGAAGAUUUCCCAGUUGUGGGCCAUAUCCCUCCCUCCUGAGUCUGUGCGAGACACCUAAAGUGAAGGAAAGCUCGGUAAAAACUGAGUUUGUUCUGUUCUUCUUAGAGGAAUUUCCAAUAAGGCUGGUGGGGAAACAAUGUACAUUUCUCUGAUCCCUUCCCCCUCCCAACAUGGGUCUCACUGCUACCUGAUCUGCUUUCUGUGCUCACUCACCCCUCCCUAGGGAAGGGAGCACUAUAGCAAAGACACUCUUUCACAUAGAAUGGUGAGAUCUAUGAUUGGUGGGCCAGCUUCAUGUGUGAAUCUUGGGGGCAUAAACUAGCAUCCUAAGAUCUAUUAAAUUAUGGGAGAAUAGUCUCCCAAAGGAACAGUAGAAACCCCUACAUUGCCAUUUUACAAUUGAACCAGACAAUGAAACAGAAAAUAUACUGUAGAAGAACAAAACUCAGCACUGACAAGGAGAUGGAUUAGAUGACCUAAUAAAUCUCUUCCAUUUGUAAUUUCUCAGUCUGUGGAAGGCAAGUAUUAUUUUUAGUUAUACACCUCUAUCCUGAUAUAACGCGGUCGUGGGGAGCCAAAAAUCCCUAGCGCAUUAUAGGUGAAACGCCAUUAUAUCGGGGUAGGGGUGGCAGGGCU